AUGACCGCCCCUGUUUUAGAGCCUAUUGAUGGCGCAGUUCCGGGAGCCCCAGGUGUGAUUGAGUUAAAUGGGACAUCAAAGACUAACGGAAUUCACUCGUUGUACCAAGCCAAAAUGGCUGCGACUCUUGAAACCGAGAUCAAUGGAGACCAGGUACCAAAGGAUUGUUCCAUUCCACUCAACACGGAUUAUGCCUAUAAGCCACGCAAAUUACGAGUUGUGACUAUUGGGGCUGGAUUCUCAGGUCUUUUGAUGGCUCAUAAAAUCCAGCAUCGUCAUCCUGAACUUCAAGAAUUUGUGCAGCACACCAUUUACGAGGCAAGGGGCGAUGUUGGUGGCACUUGGCUGAUCAACACGUACCCAGGGUGUCAGUGUGAUGUCCCCAGCCACAUUUACGCAUUCCCAUUUGACCCAAAUCCAAACUGGAGUCGAUUUUACUCCAGCGCUGGUGAGAUUCAAGACUAUAUCAAGCAUACGGUCCAGAAAUGGAAUCUUGAUAGGGAUCUUGAACUGAAUACGAAGGUGGUGGGCGCAUAUUGGGAGGAGGAUUCCGGACGUUGGAGGUUGAUUGUUGAGAAGGAAGGAAAUCAGCGCGUUGAGUAUUGUGACCUGUUGAUAUCUGCGCAGGGUGUUCUCGUGUAUUUCUCUCUUUUGAUUCUCCUCACGUUCAGUCCUGUCCGGCUAAUAUGCAAGUAUAGUCACCAUUCGUGGCCUGACAUUCCUGGCCUCCAUGAUUUCAAGGGUCACAUCACUCACUCUGCACACUGGGAUCAUAGCUAUGACUACUCCAAUAAGCGCAUUGCGGUUAUAGGAAAUGGGUCAUCUGGAAUUCAAAUCACGCCGCAGAUGGCCAAGUUACCCGGAACUGAGGUGGUCAAUUUCAUGCGCAGCCCAGCAUGGGUGUAUUAUCGUGUCCCACCAUCCAAACAUCUAGGGAGAGAUGUCGAGGAUGCUAAUCCCGCAUAUUCAGAAGAAGAAAGGCAACGGUUUCAGGAUCCAGAAGAGCAUAAAGAGUAUCGAAAAGGCAUUAUCUCUCGAACCAAUAAAGCUUUCCGCUUGGCUUGCAAGUUUGGGGCGCAACAAAUGGCAGAAAAGUUGAAGUACAACCCAGAUCUUUGCGAGAAGCUGAUUCCAAAAUGGGAAGUUGGAUGUCGUCGGGUAACCCCAGGCCCUGGUUAUUUGGAAGCUUUUGCGAACCCCAAUUGCAAGCUGAGCAACAGUCCUAUAACGAAGAUUACAGAAAGUGCGGUACACACCGCAGACGGAAAUAUCUUCGAGUGCGAUGUCGUCAUCUGUGCAACAGGAUUUGAUGUGUCUCAUCGCCCUCAUUACCCGAUAGUGGGCCAAGAUGGAGUGAAUCUUGCUGAAAAAUGGGCCGAUGAGCCUGAGUCCUACAUCUCUGUCGCAACAUCCAAGUUUCCGAAUUAUUUUAUCAUGAUGGGUCCCAAUUGUCUGGGUGGACAUGGAUCUCUAGUGGAAUCGCUCAAUUGGACAGGAGACUACUUCGUCAAAUGGAUUAAGAAGAUCGCGACUGAGGAUAUCAAGUAUGUUGUUCCAAAGCGUUCUGCCGAGGAGGCAUUUGUCAAAUAUGGAGAUGAAGUGCACAAGACUUUGGUAUGGACAGGCGGCUGUAAAAGCUGGUAUAAGCGCAACCGAGUCGACGGCCGUGUCACGGCAUUAUUCGGUGGCAGUGCGAUACUCUUUCAGCGAAUGAUUAGUGAUCUUCGUCCGGAGGACUUUGAGAUUGAGCAUAACAGUCCCAAUAUGUUCAGAUUUAUGGGGAAUGGAUUCACAGAGUAUGAGAUGGAGGAAGGAAACGAUCUUUCUUUUUACGUAGAAGUUGCAGAUAAAGCUCCUUCCGCGCUUUCUUAG
Messenger RNA from Penicillium macrosclerotiorum, 1872 nucleotides. Its product is annotated as flavin-containing monooxygenase. Lineage: Eukaryota; Fungi; Ascomycota; Eurotiomycetes; Eurotiales; Aspergillaceae. The record is from RefSeq and is a predicted model, not a curated record. Gene Ontology annotation, molecular function: flavin adenine dinucleotide binding; NADP binding; N,N-dimethylaniline monooxygenase activity. The coding region runs from base 1 to 1872 and encodes 623 amino acids. The transcript has 3 exons.